Messenger RNA from Bacidia gigantensis, 945 nucleotides. RefSeq lists its product as uncharacterized. Bases 1 to 945 code for a protein of 314 amino acids. The record is from RefSeq and is a predicted model, not a curated record. Lineage: Eukaryota; Fungi; Ascomycota; Lecanoromycetes; Lecanorales; Ramalinaceae. The transcript has 4 exons.
AUGUCGCAGUCUCGAAAAGCAAAACAAGCAGAUCCAAAAGGUGGCCUCGAGCUUUCCUCUGAAUCAAAAACGCAGCGGGCCUUGCACGAAUCGAAGCAUGGCAAGGCCGAACAGUCAGGUUUGACAAGCAAUGACCUUCUAGGAGUAGGGGAGCAAUUUGUUCACAUCGGCUAUGCUGCCUCGCGGUCUUCCCAAAUUUCCAUUGCCGACCUCACAACCUCCUCCAAUGACCAUGACGCGAAAGUACAGGAAGCAGCUUGCUUGGAAGCAGUCAUCCACAUGGCACUGAUUCGGAAAAUAUGUCAGACUAUACCUUUGGUUGGAAAUGCGACCCUGUCGACUUGUCUUGCCCAAUCGGCACUGACAGAUGUCGCAAGUCUACGGGAGAUGUGGCAACUUGUGGUAGCUCUUGACCGGGAUGUCCAUAAUUUUACUCCUGGUCAUCUGCGGAUCACAUACAAUUUCGUUGGUAUUGAGGAGGCGACGUAUGUGUGGGCGAUUGACAAUCAAGCGAGGAAGUCCGAUUUUGAAACGCCGGUCGAGUGGCCCGUUGUUGCUCGCCGUCAAAUAGCAUUGAGCACAGGCAUCUGCGACAUGGCCAGUGCAGGAGAGCCUUUGUUCUGCGACCUUGUUGCAAGUAUCGCCGAAGGCUACAACGGCACCUCGAAUCAACCCCUAUCUGGAGCAAUCGUCACGCCUAGAGCCAUGCCAGCACCCGGAGAGAAAGGCAACCACAACAAUUACAAGGUCAUUGCGUGUGAUAAGGCACAGACUGGAACAGAUGGCUUCCAGAAAGAUGCACGAUCAUUAGCAGGGCAGGUUGAGAGGAAGAACAACCUUCUGAUUGGGGUAGGCAGCCAAUUUACCAAUCAUCCUGGCCCCGGUUACUGGCCCGUGGAACUUUCUUUGGCGAAAAGAGACGACACCAAGUCCCGCAAAGCCUGA